CGGCACAGUCCCGCCUUCAACAGUCCCCGUCGUCAACACCGCUUGCCAUCGACACAGUCCUGCCAGCGCCGUUGCCCCCGAUGGUCGAGUCAGCUAACCAGAGAAGAAAGGCCCUCAGCCCCAAGCCUGUCUUUGACGAGGCCACCCUCCUCCAGGCGUUCGAGGAGCGCAACAUCAACAGCAAGCACGCACACAAGAUCUGGCGGUACUUUCUCCAACGAGGUGCUGCCAACUACGAUGACGUUCCCGAGCUUCCAAAGUCCGCCAAGGAGCUGCUCGAGGCCGAGUUUGCGAUCAUGACCUCCAAAGUCGUCAAGCGAACAGAUGCAGCCGAUGGCUCCACGACCAAGCUGUUGGUCGAGCUGCAGGAUGGACAGCGGAUCGAAUCGGUCAUCAUGCGCUAUGGCGAUGUAGUUCUGGACUCGUUCCCCGAGGAGGAAAAGAAAAAACAGGUCAAGGAUAAUGACGGCCGAGUGCAGUUCAAGAGCAACAAGCGAGCCACGCUCUGUGUUUCUAGCCAAGUUGGAUGCUCGAUGGGAUGCACUUUCUGUGCGACCGGCACCAUGGGCUUGAUGUCUAACCUGACAUCCGGCGAGAUCCUGGAGCAGCUUAUCCACGCCAACAAGGCCCUCUCUGACGAUCGCAAACAGAAGGGCGAAGGCUCGGGGCCAGAUUACAUUCGGAACAUUGUGUUCAUGGGCAUGGGCGAACCCUUGGACAACUACGACUCGGUCAUCUCGGCCAUCAAGGGCAUGGUCGAUGUUGGCAGAUUUGGUCUCUCGCCGCAACGCAUCUCGGUUUCAACCGUGGGCGUGGUCCCGAGAAUGGUUUCGCUCAUCAAGGACGCCCCGGAUGUGGGUCUGGCACUGUCGCUUCAUGGUCCCACGCAGGAACUGCGUGCGCAGAUUGUCCCGACGGCCAAAUCAUGGCAUAUCGAAAAGAUCAUGGAGGCCGCCGAGGCUUUUGUCGCUCAGCAGAACGCCCGUGCGCCGACGAACAACCGACGACGAAAGGUCCUGAUCGAAUACGUCAUCAUCCGAGAUGUCAACAGCUCGCCCGAGGUCGCCCACCAGCUGGGCCGUCUGCUGCAAAACAAGGACAUGCUGCUGAACGUUAUCCCGUACAACCCAACAACAGUUCCGUUCGACUACAAGCCACCCACGCCAGAGGAGCUGCGGACGUUCCUGACGAUCCUCCGGGAGGAGUAUGAUGUCCACACACUGAUGCGACAGGAGAUGGGUCAGGACAUCAACAGUGCCUGCGGCCAACUUGUGAUUGACAGCACGAUCAAGAAGCCCGUCUGCGACAGCGAGAAUGGUGGCGUCGUCGAUAUGGAGGAUCUUGUUGUCAGCAAUGGCUCCACUGCGACCAAGAAGACCGUCAAGAAAACUACCCGCAGAGUCGUCAAGACUGGAAAUGGCCCCGUCAAAGACGACACUCCUCGGUAUCAGCACUGGAUCUCUGUGGGACUGGCCGUCGCCGCUGUUGCAUUGGCCCUGCACUUUGGCUGGAAGUACUCGGCCAGGCGCUAGUUGUAUGCUAUCCAGGCAAUACACUUUGCGCAAAGAACGGGACACCGCAGCAGCUUCCGUGAACAUGUAGUAUGUGAUGAGCUUGCAAUUGAACAGAUCACCUCCGAGUGAAGACCGUGGGUCGCUCUCCGGUCUCCACAAUCGACCUGCACACUGGUCCUGGAGUGCCAUUGGUGAAUGGUGCUCUUGGACACACUGAAUAUGGAGGCAGCAUUUCUUAUGCUAUGGAUGAGGGCGAAGCACCACAUCACAGAAUGAUUAUGGUCAGUACGCGAUGGUAUUUGGAAACAAAAUAU
Messenger RNA from Polychytrium aggregatum, 1828 nucleotides. RefSeq lists its product as uncharacterized. Gene Ontology annotation, molecular function: RNA methyltransferase activity; iron-sulfur cluster binding. The coding region runs from base 81 to 1532 and encodes 483 amino acids. Gene Ontology annotation, biological process: tRNA methylation; rRNA base methylation. The record is from RefSeq and is a predicted model, not a curated record. The transcript has 3 exons. NCBI's taxonomy places the organism in Eukaryota, Fungi, Chytridiomycota, Chytridiomycetes, Polychytriales.